GGCGGGGGGGAGGCCUCGGGGCAGGCCCGGCAGCAGCCCGGCCGCACCUGCCGGUCGGGACAAAGGCGGCCCGGGGCCCGGAAGCUCGCCGCGCCGCUGCUCUUUCCCGCCCGUCGCCGGGCGGCCUCAAAGCUGUCAACGUUUCCUUUAGCCCGCAGAGCCGGUGACAGCUUGCCAACACUGGGUCACAUGUGAGCCUCCCACAUGGGCUCACUCUCCAUCCCAGCUGUGUGAUUGAACCCUGCUCUUAUUGACUAGGGGGCACUUGGGCAGGCAUGCUUCAUUCCUGGAAUUGACAGUCAUUUCAUUUCUGAAUAAACUAACUGAAUAAGCACUUAAUAAAACCCUACCUUCUUUCACUGGCUUCAUUUGGCCUUCAGACAUAAUGAGGAGAUUGGCUUUUCGAGGUGCUGGUUGUGCUCUGGUAAAGCUGAAGAAGUUGGAUUCCAUGGGUUCCAAGAGAAGAAGAGCUACCUCCCCUUCCAGCAGUGUCAGUGGAGACUUUGACGAUGGGCACCAUUCUGUGCCCACCCCAGGCCCGAGCAGGAAAAGGAGAAGACUGUCUAAUCUUCCCACCGUUGACCCUAUUGCUGUGUGCCAUGAACUCUAUAACACCAUCCGAGACUAUAAGGAUGAGCAGGGCAGACUCCUCUGUGAGCUGUUCAUCAGGGCACCAAAGCGGAGAAAUCAACCAGACUAUUAUGAAGUGGUUUCUCAGCCCAUCGACUUGAUGAAAAUCCAACAGAAACUUAAAAUGGAAGAGUAUGAUGAUGUUAAUCUGCUGACUGCAGACUUCCAGUUGCUCUUUAACAAUGCAAAGGCCUAUUAUAAGCCAGAUUCCCCUGAAUAUAAAGCUGCUUGUAAACUCUGGGAUUUGUACCUUCGAACAAGAAAUGAAUUUGUUCAAAAAGGAGAAGCAGAUGACGAGGAUGAUGACGAAGAUGGGCAAGACAAUCAAGGAACAGUGACUGAAGGUUCUCCAACUUACCUAAAGGAGGUCCUGGAGCAGCUUCUGGAAGCCAUAGUUGUAGCCACAAAUCCAUCAGGACGGCUCAUCAGUGAGCUUUUUCAGAAACUUCCUUCCAAAGUGCAAUAUCCAGACUAUUAUGCAAUAAUUAAGGAGCCUAUAGAUCUCAAGACCAUUGCUCAGAGAAUACAGAAUGGAAGCUACAAAAGUAUUCAUGCAAUGGCCAAAGAUAUAGAUCUUCUAGCAAAAAAUGCCAAAACAUAUAAUGAGCCUGGUUCUCAAGUAUUCAAGGAUGCCAAUUCGAUUAAAAAAAUAUUUUAUAUGAAAAAGGCAGAAAUUGAACAUCAUGAAAUGGCUAAAUCAAGUCUUCGAAUAAGGACUGCAUCAAAUUUGGCUGCAGCCAGACUGACAGGUCCUUCGCACAGUAAAAGCAGCCUUGGUGAAGAAAGAAAUCCCACUAGCAAGUAUUACCGUAAUAAAAGAGCAGUCCAAGGGGGUCGCUUAUCAGCAAUUACCAUGGCCCUUCAGUAUGGCUCGGAAAGUGAAGAGGACGCAGCUUUAGCUGGAAAUGUUAUUUUGUUGCACUUGAUGCCGUCUUGGUUGGCCGCACGCUAUGAAGAAGGGGAAUCUGAAGCUGAGAGCAUCACUUCCUUUAUGGACGUCUCCAAUCCUUUCCAUCAGCUCUAUGACACCGUGAGGAGCUGUCGGAACAACCAAGGGCAGCUCAUAGCCGAACCUUUUUUCCAUCUGCCUUCAAAGAAAAAAUACCCAGAUUAUUAUCAGCAAAUUAAAAUGCCCAUAUCGCUCCAACAAAUCAGAACAAAACUAAAGAACCAAGAAUAUGAAACUUUAGAUCAUUUGGAGUGUGAUCUGAAUUUAAUGUUUGAAAAUGCCAAACGCUAUAACGUUCCCAAUUCAACCAUCUAUAAGCGAGUUCUGAAAUUGCAGCAAGUCAUGCAGGCAAAGAAGAAAGAGCUUGCCAGGAGAGAUGACAUUGAGGAUGGAGACAGCAUGAUCUCUUCAGCCACUUCUGAUACUGGUAGUGCCAAAAGAAAAAGUAAAAAGAACAUAAGAAAACAGCGAAUGAAAAUUUUAUUCAAUGUUGUUCUUGAAGCUCGAGAGCCAGGUUCAGGCAGAAGACUUUGUGAUCUAUUUAUGGUUAAGCCAUCCAAGAAGGACUAUCCUGAUUACUAUAAAAUCAUCUUAGAGCCAAUGGACCUGAAAAUAAUUGAGCAUAACAUCCGAAAUGACAAAUACGCAGGUGAAGAAGGAAUGAUGGAGGACAUGAAGCUUAUGUUCCGCAACGCCAGGCACUACAACGAGGAGGGCUCUCAGGUGUACAAUGACGCACAUAUCCUGGAGAAGUUACUCAAGGAUAAAAGGAAGGAGCUGGGACCUCUGCCUGACGAUGAUGACGUGGCUUCUCCCAAGCUGAAACUGAGUAGAAAGAGUGGUGUUUCUCCUAAGAAGUCGAAGUACAUGACUCCAAUGCAGCAGAAGCUAAAUGAAGUGUAUGAAGCUGUGAAGAACUAUACUGAUAAGAGGGGUCGCCGUCUCAGUGCUAUAUUUCUGAGACUCCCCUCUAGAUCAGAGCUGCCUGACUACUAUCUGACCAUUAAAAAACCCAUGGACAUGGAAAAAAUUCGAAGUCACAUGAUGGCAAACAAGUACCAAGAUAUAGAUUCUAUGGUAGAGGACUUUGUCAUGAUGUUUAAUAAUGCCUGUACCUACAAUGAACCAGAGUCUUUAAUCUACAAAGAUGCUCUUGUCCUACAUAAAGUUCUCCUGGAAACUCGGAGAGACCUGGAGGGAGAUGAGGAUUCUCAUGUCCCAAACGUGACCUUGCUGAUUCAAGAACUUAUCCAUAAUCUUUUUGUGUCGGUCAUGAGUCAUCAGGAUGAUGAAGGAAGGUGCUACAGUGACUCCUUAGCAGAGAUUCCCGCUGUGGAUCCCAGCUUUCCCAACAAACCUCCCCUUACAUUUGAUAUCAUUAGGAAGAGUGUUGAAAGCAAUCGCUAUCGGCGACUUGAUUUGUUUCAAGAGCAUAUGUUUGAAGUGUUGGAAAGGGCAAGAAGGAUGAAUAGGACAGACUCCGAAAUAUAUGAAGAUGCAGUAGAGCUUCAGCAGUUUUUUAUUAGAAUUCGUGAUGAACUCUGCAAAAAUGGGGAGAUCCUUCUUUCUCCAGCACUCAGCUAUACCACAAAACAUUUACAUAACGACGUGGAAAAAGAAAAAAAGGAAAAAUUACCUAAAGAAAUAGAGGAAGAUAAACUAAAACGAGAAGAAGAAAAAAGAGAAGCUGAAAAAAGUGAAGACUCCUCAGGCACUGCAGGCCUCUCAGGCUUACAUAGGACAUACAGCCAAGACUGCAGCUUUAAGAACAGCAUGUAUCAUGUUGGAGAUUAUGUCUAUGUGGAGCCUGCAGAGGCCAAUCUACAACCACACAUAGUCUGUAUUGAGAGACUGUGGGAGGAUUCAGCUGGUGAAAAAUGGUUGUAUGGCUGUUGGUUUUAUCGGCCAAAUGAAACAUUCCAUUUGGCUACACGGAAAUUUCUGGAAAAAGAAGUUUUUAAGAGUGACUAUUACAAUAAAGUUCCUGUUAGUAAAAUUCUAGGCAAAUGUGUAGUCAUGUUUGUCAAGGAAUACUUUAAAUUAUGCCCAGAAAACUUUCGAGAUGAGGAUGUUUUUGUCUGUGAAUCAAGAUACUCUGCUAAAACGAAAGCUUUUAAGAAAAUUAAACUGUGGACAAUGCCCAUCAGCUCAGUUAGGUUUGUCCCUCGGGACGCGCCCUUGCCUGUGGUUCGAGUGGCCUCUGUGUUUGCAAAUGCAGACAAAGCAGAUGAGGAGAAGAAUGCAGACAACUCAGACGACAGUCGAGCUGAGGACAGCUCUAACUUGGAAAAGGAAAAAGAAGACGUCCCUGUGGAGAUGGCCAAUGGGGAGCCGGGCUGCCACUACUUUGAGCAGCUUCAUUACAAUGACAUGUGGCUGAAGGUUGGCGACUGUGUCUUCAUCAAAUCCCAUGGCUUGGUGCGCCCUCGUGUGGGCAGAAUUGAAAAAGUAUGGGUUCGAGAUGGAGCUGCAUAUUUUUAUGGCCCCAUUUUCAUUCACCCAGAAGAAACAGAACAUGAGCCCACAAAAAUGUUCUACAAAAAAGAAGUGUUUCUGAGUAAUCUGGAGGAAACCUGCCCCAUGAGUUGUAUUCUGGGAAAAUGUGCUGUGUUGUCAUUCAAGGACUUCCUCUCCUGCAGGCCAACUGAAAUACCAGAAAACGACAUUCUGCUUUGUGAGAGCCGUUAUAAUGAGAGUGACAAGCAGAUGAAGAAAUUCAAGGGUUUGAAGAGGUUUUCACUUUCUGCUAAAGUUGUAGAUGAUGAAAUUUACUACUUCAGAAAACCAAUCAUUCCUCAGAAAGAACCCUCACCUUUGUUGGAAAAGAAGAUACAAUUGCUAGAGGCUAAGUUUGCUGAGUUAGAAGGUGGAGAUGAUGAUAUUGAAGAGAUGGGAGAAGAGGAUAGUGAGGUCAUUGAACCUCCAUCUCUACCUCAGCUUCAGACCCCCCUGCCCAGUGAGCUGGACCUCAUGCCCUACACCCCCCCGCAGUCUACCCCAAAGUCUGCCAAAGGCAGUGCAAAGAAAGAAAGUUCUAAACGGAAAAUCAACAUGAGUGGCUACAUUCUAUUCAGCAGUGAAAUGAGAGCUGUGAUUAAAGCCCAGCACCCAGACUACUCUUUUGGGGAACUCAGCAGACUGGUGGGGACAGAAUGGAGAAACCUUGAGACAGCCAAGAAAGCAGAAUAUGAAGAGCGGGCAGCUAAAGUUGCUGAGCAGCAGGAGAGAGAGCGAGCAGCACAGCAACAGCAGCCGAGUGCUUCUCCCCGAGCAGGCACCCCUGUGGGGGCUCUCAUGGGGGUGGUGCCACCACCAACACCAAUGGGAAUGCUCAAUCAGCAGUUGACACCUGUUGCAGGCAUGAUGGGUGGCUAUCCGCCAGGCCUUCCACCUUUGCAGGGCCCAGUUGAUGGCCUUGUUAGCAUGGGCAGCAUGCAGCCACUUCACCCUGGGGGGCCUCCACCUCACCAUCUUCCGCCAGGUGUGCCUGGCCUCCCAGGCAUCCCACCACCCGGUGUGAUGAACCAAGGAGUAGCCCCCAUGGUAGGGACUCCAGCACCAGGUGGAAGUCCAUAUGGACAACAGGUAGGAGUUUUGGGGCCUCCAGGGCAGCAGGCACCACCUCCAUAUCCUGGUCCUCAUCCAACUGGCCCCCCUGUCAUACAGCAGCCAACAACACCCAUGUUUGUGGCUCCCCCACCAAAGACCCAAAGGCUCCUCCACUCAGAGGCCUACCUGAAGUAUAUUGAAGGGCUCAGCGCUGAGUCCAACAGCAUCAGCAAGUGGGACCAAACUCUGGCAGCGCGAAGACGGGAUGUCCAUUUGUCAAAAGAACAGGAGAGCCGCCUACCUUCUCACUGGCUCAAAAGUAAAGGGGCACACACCACCAUGGCAGAUGCCCUCUGGCGCCUUCGGGAUUUAAUGCUUCGGGACACUCUUAACAUUCGACAAGCAUACAACUUAGAAAACGUUUAAUCUCAUCACUGUGUUUCUUCUAUAGAAGCAAAGAGUUGUGGGAACGGUAGCCAUUUUAGUUACUGGGGGUGGGGGGGAGGAACAAAGGCUGGUCAUUUUUAUUGCAUUUUACUGUACAUCACAAGGCCAUUUUAUAUAAGGACACUUUUAAUAAGCUAUUUCAACUUGGUUUUGUUAUAUUAAGUUGACUAUCAAAUACACAGAUUUUUUUUUGCAUAUGUUUCCUUUGUUUAAAACCAGUUUCAUAAUUGGUUAUAUAUAUAUAUAGUCAUAGUUUUAUCUUUACUUGUUAAGGGACUUAAAAUCAUCAAAGGUUUUGGCUUGGCUUGGGGUUUGGUUUUCUUUUUUAUAAAUAUAUAUAUUAUAUAUAUAUACACACACAAGAAAAAUGAAAAAAAAACAGAGUUUACAAAUUAGUUUAAAUGAAAUGUGAAUUUGGUCCUAGUUUACAUCUUAGAGGAGUGUAUAUGUAUGUUUCACAUGCCUAAAUAUCUGCAGGUUUUCUUACAGGCAAAGCAAAGUGCUGUGAAAGGUUGUUUAUAGACUAUAGAUGUGUGACAGACUCAACAUAUUUGCUGUAUUAACACAGAAGCUCACUAUAGAAAUCUACAGUCAGUGCUUGUGUCCAUCCACAACCAGUGUAACUGAGGGAAAAUUACUGUGCUGAGCUUAACAUCUGUAUUGUCAGUGACUUUGCAGACCAUGUGCCCAGAUCUGAGUUAUAUUUAGUGUUGGAAGGUAAGUUGAGUACUUACGAUCUGUUUAUGAUUCAGUUUAUGCCUUCAUGUUAUAUAAUUUGAAACUUUACAUCUGUUGCCUUGAAAAACAUUGAAGAAAGUACUAAAGUAUGUAUGGAGGUGGUUUAUUUUAAGCAUAAUGCCUAACCUAAGAAGGAAUGUCCAUGGACACAAGCUGUGUCUUGCACGUAACAUAACUGUGCAAGGGUAGCCUGCCUACAUACGCAGAUACUCUGGAUUCUUUAUUUCUUUGUUAUCAGUUGUGGCAUUUCCUUUGUUUCAGGGCUAGAAUUCUCAACCAGAAAUAAUACUUUCUAAAAUGUUUUUAAAUUCAGCUUGUGCUUUGGAUUAUGGAAAAAGGAAUUUAUACUUUAAAAUGUUCACAGAAAAAGACUAUUACAGAUCCCAAACACUUGGACUUGGUGACCUUGUCUUUCUUUUUUUGAGACAUGGUCCCACUAUGUACUUUGGCUGGACUGGAACUCACUGUAUAGACCAGGAUAGCCCCAAACUCACACCUGCCAUCCUCUUCCUCCCAAGUGCUGGGAUUAAAGGCGGUGCUAUAAUGCUCAGCCAAUGCAGCCCUGUCUUUCUGACACAGCCCUAGAAUAAACAUUUGAGGCGGUGUACAAUGUUCAGGUGGCACCAUUUUACAUGGUGGUCUGUUUUUGAAGCCUACUUUAUUCUAAUAGGAUGGUUAUGUUAUGCUGAUGCUGCCACUGCGCUGAGAAUGAUUGUCAAAAGACAGUCUUUUCCCUUAAAAUACAAUGAAUCAGUACUCGUGUUUAAUUGCCAUGUUUAAUAAAUCAUGAGAGUCUAUAAUGGAAAGAAGUCCCCGGUAUCUGCUUUGAAUCCAGGAACCCUUGUGACUUAAUGCCAGUAGUCAGCCACUGCAUCUCAGUUUUCAUCAAGUGUUUUAAAGAAUUUUAAAUUAAAAAAAAAAAUGUACUGCAGAUUAUGCUAGUACCUUACUGCUAAACCGAAUUAAAUAAAUAUUUGAUUCCUGGUCAUUUGGACCCUUGGCUCAUCAUGGACUAUGAAAUGUAAUCAGAUCCUUUUCUUUUUAGGUACCCUUGAAUUACACCAAAGAACCAGAAACUUCAUUUUGGUUAAAUUAUUUAUUUCAUGCACUCAUUUUAUUUCUCUUGUUUAAAGGUUUAGAUGCAGCUCCCUAGGAGCCUCUAAAAACCCUUCACUGUCAGCAACCAGGGGCACCAGAAGCCAGGGCACUCCUCCAGCUGGCUCCUUCCCGGUGCACUAGUGCUGGAGGAACCUCCAGCCAGCCCAGGCUCCCUUAGAGCACAGACCCAGCCCAGCAGGUCACUAAAGCAGGCCCUGAUGAAGUUUAAAAAACAAUUAAUUAAUUAAAACCAUUAAGACACUAUUUAUUUUAGAAUCAUGCUUUUAGAGAAUACCAGUUAUUACUUAGGAUAUAGGAUUUGAGAUCAGUCAUCUUCAAAAAAAAGAAAAAGCUUGACUUAAGGCAGUACAAGUAAACAAUACACUUUCUCAUGACUUAAGAACUGUAGUAAUGUGGCUUAAGAAAUAUAAUGACCUAAUUGUUUUCAAAAUAUAAGUUCCUAUGAAGAGUUUUGUUUCUGUUGAGUUGGGGGACCUAUAGGUUUAAAAUGUUAGCCAACUGAUUUAAAAGACCUUGGUUUUACUAAAUCUCCCUUCUCCUUCUGAACUCGGGUGGGAGUGAGGGACACUUGUGUAAAAUCCCCAAAUUAAUGUUAUAACUUUCAGCUUGAACGUUCGUUUCCAGGCCUGAUUAAAAAGUGGUUUAUUCUAUUUUCUGUACUAUAUCAUUAUCUGAAGUUUAAGUGGUAACUGGUUCUAUACCGUGUAUGUAUCAUAUGUUUGUUCAACAAAGCUUUUUAAUCCAAAUAAAAACAAGAGUUUGCAAAGUGA
This is a messenger RNA of Mesocricetus auratus (golden hamster), 8202 nucleotides long. It is a transcript of the gene Pbrm1, whose product is annotated as polybromo 1. Gene Ontology annotation, molecular function: protein binding; chromatin binding. Gene Ontology annotation, cellular component: RSC-type complex. Lineage: Eukaryota; Metazoa; Chordata; Mammalia; Rodentia; Cricetidae. The record is from RefSeq and is a predicted model, not a curated record. The transcript has 34 exons. Gene Ontology annotation, biological process: chromatin remodeling. Bases 386 to 5554 code for a protein of 1722 amino acids.